CUUAAUAAUUUUAGUAUGGUUAACUAGUUAACUAGUUAACACAUGCGUCUCUUCACCCUUUCUCCAUCAGAAUCUCUCUCUUUAUCACCACUGCGCCUCACACAUAUUUUGCCAAGGUCUGUUGCCCUCUUCCUUCCACCGCUGCCCAUUCCGCCGUUGCCCAUCCCACCGUCGCCCAUCCCGCCAUCGCCCAUCUCCCUCGAUUAGCCCUUCUAGGGUUUCCUCAUCGGCUCUCUUUUUGCUCCAGCGUCAAUUUACAUUAAAUAGACACCUUUGGCUUCUUACCACAAAACGCUCUCAAGGUUUCCAAGCACGUUAGCUUCGAUACCCCUCAAAAGCCCAACUUAGUCAUCGCUUUCUUCAACAGAAAUGGAUUCACCCACGCUCACAUCAACAACAUCAUCAAAAGCAUACCCAACAUACUCAUGCAACACUAACGAGAGGCUUUCGCCAAAGUUCCAAUUUUUACGCUCAAAAGGUGCUUCUGCUUCUAAUAUCGUUCGCCUCGUUAAUAGGUGCCCCAUAAUCCUCGUAUCCAGCUUCAAGAACAACGUGAUCCCCUCCUUUGAAUUGGUGAGAAGGUUCCUUCAAUCUGACCAGAAAACCAUUGAUUGUGUUUUCUGUAGUAGACCUUUCCUUCGAUAUAACGUUGAAGCGCAGAAUGUGGACAUGUUGCUUGAUGUUGGAGUCAAGGACUCCGGCAUCAGCUAUUUGUUCAAAGGGAGGCCCUCUAUAUUCUUGUCUACUAACUUGAGGGAGACUAUUGAUGAAGUUAAGGAAAUGGGGUUCGACCCAUCCAAGAUAACUUUCGUCAUUGCCUUGCACGUCAAAUGGGAUCUGUCGAAAUCGUGGUGGGAUACGAAAGUUGAUGCCUUUGAGAUGUGGGGUUGGUCUGAGGAAAUGGUCUGA
This is a messenger RNA of Vigna umbellata (rice bean), 909 nucleotides long. The record is from RefSeq and is a predicted model, not a curated record. NCBI's taxonomy places the organism in Eukaryota, Viridiplantae, Streptophyta, Magnoliopsida, Fabales, Fabaceae.